AUGGUAGCCAGGACGCCACUGAAGAAGACCGCAGACAAAAGCACAGGGGAAAGCAACAAGAGUCAAAUGGGGGGGAUCGACAGGCAGGUCACGUGUCUGACAAAGAUCGGUGUGGGCAGCAGUACCUCAGGAGGUAGAGCUGGAAAGUUGAAGGAUCGACCCCAGCAGAGAAUGCUACUUAACUCCCUUUGCCUGCUGGUGGCGGUUAGAGGGACUGGUGGAGCCUCGCCUCUGACACCUCCUGCCCUCUGGAAAGAGAUACAGAAAUCUCCGCUCCCGCACUACCAGGCUCACCAACAGUUUCGUCCACCAGGCUGUGAGACUGCUGAACUCUCUUCCCUCACAGAUCCCAGCCAGCAGAAUCACCAGGGUGACAGGGUUGAGAACCACGUCAGCAGCAUCUGCAGUACAUGGGGAAAGGGACAUUUUAAGACCUUCGGUGGAGAUGUGUUCCAGUUUCCUGGUAUGUGCGAGUACAACCUGGUGUCAGACUGCCGCGACUCCUUCGAGAAGUUCUCUGUUCACAUCAAACAGGAGGAAAUUGAUGGAAACGUUACAAUAAAAUACAUGGUGGUCACCAUCAAUGAAAAUGCGUUCUUCAUCAACAAGAGCCUGGUCACUGAAAACAGCAAUUUCAUCACUCUGCCACACUAUAACAUGGGGGUAAAGAUGGAAGACAGCACUUUCAACAUCACGCUCAAAUCUAAAGUCAGCCUAGCAGUCACAUGGAACCGUGUAGAUGCCGUCAUGGUAGAACUUUCAAAUGACUAUGCAAACCAGACGUGCGGACUUUGUGGAGACUUCAAUGGCGUCCCUGUUAAUAAUGAGCUCAUUAAAGAUGAACGUAAAAUCAGCUACACUGAGUUUGGCAACAGUCAACAUGUCCACCUUCCUAAUGAUGAUUGUAAAAAACCCCGAGAAGAGGACGAUGACUCUUUGGAGAACAGAUCGUUGCCACAUUCAUGCAAUGAAUUUGUGAUCCAUUGUACAGGAAAGUUCCACUCAGAGUCCCGGAGUUCGUGCACUCAGCUGAUUGAUCCUGAAGCUUACAUCCAGGCGUGUGCGAUGGACAUGUGUAAUUAUAACAACAGCAUCGAUGAUUUCUGUGUCUGCAGCUCCAUGUCGGAGUUUUCCCGACUGUGUUCUCAUGCUGGAGGACAGCCUCCCAACUGGAGGCGCCCUCACUUCUGUGCUAAACAGUGUCCUUACAACAUGGUGUAUAAUGAGAAUGGUUCGCCCUGCAUGGAUACGUGCAGACAUCAGCACACGAGUUCAGAGUGUGAUGACCACCAAAUAGAUGGAUGCUUCUGUCCCUCUGGAACUGUGUUUGAUGAUGUUUCCAAGAGGAGGUGUAUCGAUAGGUCUGAAUGUCAGCGCAAGCACAACAUCUACAACUCUGGAGAUGUCUACCUACAGGAUGGGAAGAACUGGUGUGUAUGUGUGUGUAAGUCACAUGUUGAAGGAAGAUGGGACUGUGAAAUCUUUGAAACAUCGGCCACAUGUGCAGUUGAAGAAGGUUCACAUUUCACAACUUUUGAUGGAAAAACCUUUACCUUCCAUGGAGAUUGUUCCUACACUCUGGCUAAGGACGAAAGCAGUCCAGAUUUUACAAUCGAGGCCGAGCUGGUGCCGUGUGCAGACUAGCAGUUUGACACCUGCUUGAAGACAGUUAAACUCUUACCAGACAACAGCAAAGACAAUUUUUUCACGUUCACACUUAAUGGUGUAGUUGAGCAGAACGCACAGAGCCUCAGGUUGCCACCCAUCUUACUCCAGACAAACUUUGGGUUGCAAAUUCAGAUCCAGUACAUUCCUCGGAUGCAAGUCUACAUCAACUUGGAAAACAGCUACAAAGCAAAGACACGGGGUAUAUGUGGGAACUUCAACAUGGUCCUAAAUGAUGACAUGAGUCCUCAGGAGAUGGUAGGAACUGCAGCAAGUUACAGCAACUCAUGGAAGGCUAGGAUUGCAUGUAAAGACAAGGAGGAAAGAUCUGACAACCCGUGUUCCCUCAGUUCAAAAAAUGAGGAAUACGCCAACCAUUGGUGUGACCUCGUCCAAAACCCUAAGAAGACAUUUGCAAAGUGCCAUUCUGAGGUGGAUCCUCUUGUUUUCUACAAGCGCUGCAUUUAUUCCAGCUGUAACUGUGAGAAGAGCGAGGACUGUUUGUGUGUCGUCUUUAUCUCCUAUGUUCGAGCUUAUGCAGCAAAGGGAGUCACCAUGAAAGACUUUGGAAACGAUAGAAACAGAAAAAUGCAUGCCCAGAGUCUCAGGUAUUCUCUUUUGAGCAAGAAUGCCAGCCGACUUGCAGUUCACUGA
Messenger RNA from Nothobranchius furzeri (turquoise killifish), 2319 nucleotides. Lineage: Eukaryota; Metazoa; Chordata; Actinopteri; Cyprinodontiformes; Nothobranchiidae. The record is from RefSeq and is a predicted model, not a curated record.